Messenger RNA from Pogona vitticeps (central bearded dragon), 2147 nucleotides. RefSeq names its product RAB39B, member RAS oncogene family (gene RAB39B). Lineage: Eukaryota; Metazoa; Chordata; Lepidosauria; Squamata; Agamidae. Gene Ontology annotation, molecular function: GTPase activity; GTP binding. The record is from RefSeq and is a predicted model, not a curated record. Gene Ontology annotation, biological process: Rab protein signal transduction.
GCCUCCCCGGCGGCGUGCGGGCCCUAUCCUGGGGCGAAGGUGUGCCGCCGAGGCCGGCGAGAGCGGAGGGCAUGGAGGCGAUCUGGCUGUACCAGUUCCGCCUGAUCGUCAUCGGGGACUCCACGGUGGGCAAAUCCUGCCUGAUCCGCCGCUUCACCGAGGGCCGCUUCGCCCAGGUCUCGGACCCCACCGUCGGGGUGGAUUUCUUCUCCCGCCUGGUGGAGAUCGAGCCGGGCAAGAGGAUCAAGCUGCAGAUCUGGGACACCGCCGGGCAGGAGAGGUUCAGAUCCAUCACCCGAGCCUACUACAGGAACUCAGUCGGUGGCCUGCUGCUCUUUGACAUUACAAACCGCAGGUCCUUCCAGAAUGUUCACGAAUGGCUAGAGGAGACCAAAGCGCACGUCCAGCCUUACCAGAUCGUCUUUGUCUUAGUCGGCCACAAAUGUGACCUCGACACACAGCGCCAGGUCACCCGGCACGAGGCGGAGAAGCUGGCCCUCGCUUACGGCAUGAGGUACAUUGAAACCUCUGCCCGGGAUGCCAUUAACGUGGAGAAAGCCUUCACCGACCUGACUCGAGACAUAUAUGAGCUGGUGAAAAGAGGGGAAAUUACCAUCCAGGAAGGCUGGGAAGGGGUCAAGAGUGGAUUUGUCCCAAAUGUAGUGCAUUCCUCUGAAGAGGUGGUGAAAUCAGAUAGGAGGUGCCUGUGUUAAUCAAUGGCUUAAGUCAAAGGAAGGCAUAAUUAAUGAUAAACUUUACUAACCAAAACAUACCCUGCUAUAUGAACUCGGUGUGGUGGAAUAAAAAAGGCGGUGGUAGGAUGAUGAGCACCCAUACCUGGUGCUUUGGAGCUCUGAAGAAUGAAAACCCAAAGGGCUGUGGAACCUGUUAUGUAGGAAUGAACCCAGAUGCAUGCUUAAGACAGGUUAAGGCAGAAAGAGAUCCAGUAAGGGGUAGUCCAUAUCAGAGAACUUGACGAGACCUAUUUUAAAUAAAUUUGUCAUUUCGUGCUUUGGGCUGAAGACAAAGCCCAGAAGGGAAACACAAAGCAUAUUGAGAUAGAGAAGACAACAAAAUAUUGGCUUCUAUCAAAAUAUAUUUUAGAAAAAUGUAAAGUGUAACGUGGUCACUCAUGAUAAGUUGUUGGUUAUUAUGGAAAGGAAAAAAAUAUAUACAGGAAGGUGUCUAUCCUUAUAUUUUGCUUGCUAGAGUAUAAACUAAUUGCUUUAAGAGGAAAGGCUAAAGUGUUCCUUUCUGAGGUCUAUUAAAAUGCAGCCCAAUAAAUCCUUCUCAGGCAAAAUUCAGAUUGCCACCAAGUCCAUUGCUGGCUUCAAUACCGCCAAAUUUUACAGAGCAACCACGACCGUAGUGGUGUCGAUCCGGAAAAGGCCACCAGAUUCGGAGUUUGGCCAUAAAAUCUCAGCCAUGUGCCGUGCAGUUCUUUGUAGAAGAGUUCUUGCUUUAAUGGAGAUGAGGGGGAACCAACAUCCAAUGAUUUCUGGGGUGGUUUAAAGUAAUUUUGAAAUGUGGAUGUUACCACAAACGAGGCUGGGAGGGGAGGGAACAAAGCAUCACACCCUGUUUUCUCGAAGGUAGAGAUGUUUCUUUGUUUUUUUAAAAAAGAGUGACCUCAAGAGGAUCCUUUGAAGGAGACACGGCAAUCUGAAAAGCAAGCUCUGGGCCUGUGACAUUCCUUUUUUGCUGACAGCCAAGGAGAAGUGCAGCCGCAGAAGAGGGUGUAUGAUAAGAGAAAGCGACAGAAAAGCGUGGGAGAGGGGCCGGCUGGCUGAUUAGGAUUAGGGUCGUGGGACAGGAUACAGAAUGGGACUUACAUAUAUUUAAGGAAAGGUGUCUUUUUUCGUAGGAUAGCUAUUAGCCAUCCGCCUUUAGCUUUCAGGGCGCAAGUUGUACAAAGAAGACAAGAUGAAGGAGACAGGUACUUCCAGCACCUGGGGAGAAAUCAAGACAUUCGCUUGAUGUGCAGCGACAUUCGUGGGCACAAAGAACGUACACUGUAUGUGUGGAAUGGGCAAGAGAAGGAUUACAAAGGACUAAAUUUGUCACCUGGAAGCAGGAAAGAAAGGAAGGAGCUACUGUAUCAUUCAGAGGUUAACAUUGUAUAGAUUUUUUUGUGGGUUUUUCUGUGA